AUGGGCUGGCUGCCCUCCAUAUUCGGCGGCGAGAAGCCCUCCGACCCGCUGGGCAAGCUCGACCCCAAGCUCCGCGAAUUCCUCGAGCGGGAAUCACCCGUCAAGUACACGCCGAACGAACCUGCUGCCACCGCUCCGCCUCCGACCACCACCACCACCACCACCCCUCCGACACAGCAGCAUGACGCGAAACCGAUAGCAGAGCCAAAGGGCAAAGAAGCCGCGGUGCCGUCGGCCAGCCUCUACCAGGACGGCCGCUAUGCGCACCUGUGGAAGAACUACCGCCCACUGGCGCAAGUCGAGUCGGAAUCGGCGACCGAUCACGACAAGCUGAUAAGCGUCCUGGAGGGCUUCAAGGAGCGCAAGGCAGCCAUUGGGCGCGCGGCGCUCGAGAACUGCGCGCUGCAGCAGGAGGAGUGGGUGAACUGCAUGAGGAACGGCAGUUGGGAGGACCAGCUGCAAAUGUGCCGGCACCAAGUCCGGAGGUUCGAACGGUGCUACACGAUGCAAUCAAGAUUCUUGAGAGCACUCGGAUACGGCUCCGUGCUAGGCCGGCCAGCACAAGUCGACGAAGACAUCCAGAUGCACGCCGACACGCUCUUCCAGCGAAUGCUCAAACACGAAGCAGCCGUCGAGCAGGCGAAGAAGGACGGCACGCCCAUACCCGUAUUCAACCCCACGCUACCCAGCGCGAGCGCGCAGACCGCCAUGCCGACAGAGGAGGUGGAGAAGCAGUGGAAGGAGAAGCUGGGCCAGCUGCCCGAGGACGAGCGGGCGCUGGAGGAAGCUGCGCUGCGGGCUGACCUGCAGGCCAAGACGGACGUGGCGCAGAGCGUCAAGCAGAUCUGGGCGGCGCAAAAGGAGGAGAGGGAAUCAAGAAAGGCCGAGGGACAGGCGACGUUCAUGGACACUGUGACAUCUCUCUUUGGAAAGGGGGGCAAAUGA
Purpureocillium lilacinum is the source of this 945-nucleotide messenger RNA. RefSeq lists its product as uncharacterized. NCBI's taxonomy places the organism in Eukaryota, Fungi, Ascomycota, Sordariomycetes, Hypocreales, Ophiocordycipitaceae. The record is from RefSeq and is a predicted model, not a curated record.